UCAUCAGGUACAAUUUUAGGACCCUUCUCCCUUUAAAUCCCAAACAAUGUUGCGCAGCUCGAAAGUGACCCGAUUGCUGGCCAAGAUCAGUGUUCGCCACUUCGCCGAUGACAUAAACAGCAGCGUGCGAGCGUCCUUCGUCAAGGGAGACACGCGACUUGAUCCCGUCCACGUGCUGCCCAAAUCCAAGUACGGGGGAAUCAACACGGUCUCCCUGCUCACGGGCAGCACGAUGAUUGGCCAGCAGGGAGCCCACUUUGUGACCUCGCUGCUCCAGAGCAGCCGGGUGCCCGUGGAGGUGCAGAUAAUCGAGGCGGGCCAGGACGAUGAGUACUUCAACUCGGUGCUGCGGAACAGGACCGCCGUUCAUGUGGACAACCAGGCCGACUCGGAGGCCAAGCAGAAGGCUCUAAAGAUCUGCAACGACCUGGACUUGUAUGUGCUGAAGACCCGGACGCGCAGCUUUCCCGGCUUCAAGUGCCGCUUUCCGGGCGUCGACAUCCAGAUGAUUGGCCAGAACAACAUGGGCAUCUACAACGAGCUGGAGUAUUCGCCCGUCAAGGGUGUGGUGGAGGCCCUGUCCGUCGUCAACCAGCAGAGCAACGAGAAGUACCUGCAGUACGCCUUUAAGGCGGCCGUCAAGGCGGGCAGAAAGCGGGUCGCUCUGAUCAACAAGGCCAAGGAGUGGCCCAUUAGCGAUGGCAACAUGGUGGAGGCCGCCAAGCGGAUGCACUGCCACUACAAGGACUGCCUGGAGCUGGAGUUCAUGGAGGUGGAGGAGGCCAUCAGCCGGCUGAUCACGAAUCCCACCUACUUCGAUUGCCUCUUCGCCAGCGAUCGCUAUGCCACCUUCCUGUCCGCCAUCUGCAGCGGAGUUUGUGGCGGAUCCAAUUUGUUUAGUGCCGUAGAGAUUGGCGAUCACCACGCCGUUUUCAAGCCCCUGCAGACGAAGCUCUCGCUGACCAACUACUCGAUCCUCAGUGCCUACGGCAUUGUGUCCACCAUUGUGGAUCUCUUCGAGCACUUGGGCCACAAGAAGUGUGCCGACUCCCUGUGGGGUGAGAUGCUGCGCACCAUGGACGAGGGAAUCCGCACCAAGGAGUUCGGGGGCAAGGACAGCGGCGAGUACGUCAUCUGCAACAUAAUCAACAGUCUGCGGUGCCGUGCGUUGGGGGAAAAGUGAUAUAUGUACAGAGGAGGGCUUGAAAUUUUAAAUAAAUUACGAAGGAUUGCAGAAAUCCUUAAAUAAUA
Messenger RNA from Drosophila takahashii, 1251 nucleotides. Its product is annotated as isocitrate dehydrogenase [NAD] subunit gamma, mitochondrial. Gene Ontology annotation, biological process: tricarboxylic acid cycle; isocitrate metabolic process. The record is from RefSeq and is a predicted model, not a curated record. Gene Ontology annotation, cellular component: mitochondrion. NCBI's taxonomy places the organism in Eukaryota, Metazoa, Arthropoda, Insecta, Diptera, Drosophilidae.